CAGCGGCGGCCGCGCCGGGCAUGGAGCUGGCAAGCCCGCGCUGAGGCGGGACGCGCCUGCUGGCCGCGAGCGAGAGGCUCUCCGGCGUCCGGCGCGCGGGCUCCCGGCCGGGGCCGGGCAAACUUUUCUUUCUCUUUUGCCCUCGCCAGAGGCGCCUUCUGCGGCGGGCGGACCGACUCCUCGGCGCGGCGGGGCCGGGGCAAGCUGGACGCAGCAUGAUGCGCGCAGUGUGGGAGGCGCUGGUGGCGCUGGCGGCGGUGGCGUGCCUGGUGGGCGCGGUGCGCGGCGGGCCCGGGCUCAGCAUGUUCUCGGGCCAGGCGGCGCAGCCCGACCCCUGCUCGGACGAGAACGGCCACCCGCGCCGCUGCAUCCCCGACUUUGUCAACGCGGCCUUCGGCAAGGACGUGCGCGUGUCCAGCACCUGCGGCCGGCCCCCGGCGCGCUACUGCGUGGUGAGCGAGCGCGGCGAGGAGCGGCUGCGCUCCUGCCACCUCUGCAACGCGUCCGACCCCAAGAAGGCGCACCCGCCCGCCUUCCUCACGGAUCUCAACAACCCGCACAACCUGACGUGCUGGCAGUCCGAGAACUACCUGCAGUUCCCGCACAACGUCACGCUCACGCUGUCGCUCGGCAAGAAGUUCGAGGUGACCUACGUGAGCCUGCAGUUCUGUUCGCCGCGGCCCGAGUCCAUGGCCAUCUACAAGUCCAUGGACUACGGGCGCACGUGGGUGCCCUUCCAGUUCUACUCCACCCAGUGCCGCAAGAUGUACAACCGGCCGCACCGUGCGCCCAUCACCAAGCAGAACGAGCAGGAGGCCGUCUGCACCGACUCGCACACCGACAUGCGCCCGCUCUCGGGCGGCCUCAUCGCCUUCAGCACGCUGGACGGGCGGCCCUCCGCGCACGACUUCGACAAUUCGCCGGUGCUGCAGGACUGGGUCACGGCCACGGACAUCCGCGUGGCCUUCAGCCGCCUGCACACGUUCGGUGACGAGAACGAGGACGACUCGGAGCUGGCGCGCGACUCCUACUUCUAUGCCGUGUCCGACCUGCAGGUGGGCGGCCGCUGCAAGUGCAACGGCCACGCCGCCCGCUGCGUGCGCGACCGCGACGACAGCCUGGUGUGCGACUGCAGGCACAACACGGCCGGCCCGGAGUGCGACCGCUGCAAGCCGUUCCACUACGACCGGCCCUGGCAGCGCGCCACGGCCCGCGAAGCCAACGAGUGCGUGGCCUGUAACUGUAACCUGCACGCCCGGCGCUGCCGCUUCAACAUGGAGCUCUACAAGCUGUCGGGACGCAAGAGCGGGGGCGUCUGUCUGAACUGCCGCCACAACACGGCCGGCCGCCACUGCCACUACUGCAAGGAGGGCUACUACCGCGACAUGGGCAAGCCCAUCACCCACCGCAAGGCCUGCAAAGCCUGCGAUUGCCACCCCGUGGGCGCCGCCGGCAAGACCUGCAAUCAGACAACGGGCCAGUGCCCCUGCAAGGACGGCGUGACCGGCAUCACAUGCAACCGCUGUGCCAAGGGCUACCAGCAGAGCCGCUCUCCCAUUGCCCCCUGCAUAAAGAUCCCUGUGGCACCACCGACCACGGCCGCCAGCAGCGUGGAGGAGCCAGAAGACUGUGAUUCCUACUGCAAGGCCUCCAAAGGGAAGCUGAAGAUUAACAUGAAAAAGUACUGCAGGAAGGACUAUGCGGUCCAGAUCCACAUUCUGAAAGCGGACAAGGCAGGGGACUGGUGGAAGUUCACAGUGAACAUCAUCUCCGUGUACAAGCAGGGCACAAGCCGCAUCCGCCGUGGUGACCAGAGCCUGUGGAUCCGCUCACGGGACAUCGCCUGCAAGUGUCCCAAAAUCAAGCCCCUCAAGAAGUACCUGCUGCUGGGCAACGCGGAGGACUCGCCGGACCAGAGCGGCAUCGUGGCAGACAAAAGCAGCCUGGUGAUCCAGUGGCGGGACACGUGGGCGAGGCGGCUGCGCAAGUUCCAGCAGCGCGAGAAGAAGGGCAAGUGCAAGAAGGCCUAGCGCGGUGGCCGCGGCGCCAGGCGGGCAGGCAGGGCGGGGCGUGGGGCC
This is a messenger RNA of Neogale vison (American mink), 2078 nucleotides long. RefSeq names its product netrin 1 (gene NTN1). Bases 216 to 2030 code for a protein of 604 amino acids. The record is from RefSeq and is a predicted model, not a curated record. Gene Ontology annotation, molecular function: protein binding. The transcript is spliced from 7 exons. NCBI's taxonomy places the organism in Eukaryota, Metazoa, Chordata, Mammalia, Carnivora, Mustelidae.